AUCUUUGGUUGAACUAGCCGGCUAGCUGCUAACUCACAGAGACGCCAUUAGUUGUUGGAAAGAUUUAGGUAGAAACAGGAACUGGUUCCGUCCGCGGAGCCGUGUUUCCCCCCAGCUGCUGACGGGUUCUGGUUGAAGUUCGGGUCCUGUGUGCUGCUGAAGUGUUCUUAUGGUUUUUAGCUCCUUUUUAAAGUCGGAAGCCAGCGGACUCAGUUCCGCCGUCGGGGUUAGCAUUAGCAGCGGUAGCUCGGAGACGCCUCUUUUUUUGUUUGUUUUGUUUUUAUCUAAAUUCGGGAUUUGGUGAAUAAAAAGGUGUAACCAUGGCAACAGCGGGCGCGGCCGGCGGCGCUAAAACCUUCUCCUUUAAGGUGGUGUUACUCGGGGAAGGCUGCGUGGGGAAGACGUCCCUGGUUCUGCGGUACUGCGAGAACAAAUUCAACGACAAACACAUCACGACCCUGCAGGCGUCCUUCCUCACAAAGAAGCUCAACAUCACAGGGAAACGGGUCAACCUGGCCAUCUGGGACACGGCGGGUCAGGAGCGUUUCCACGCGUUAGGUCCAAUCUACUACAGAGACUCCAACGGAGCCGUCCUCGUGUACGACGUCACAGACGAAGACUCGUUUCAGAAGGUGAAGAACUGGGUCAAAGAGUUGAGGAAAAUGUUGGGAAACGACAUCUGUCUAUGUAUAGUUGGAAAUAAAAUAGAUUUGGACAAAGACCGACAUGUUUCAGUGGAGGACGCCGAGAGCUACGCCGAGUCGGUGGGAGCCAAACACUACCACACAUCAGCCAAGUUGAACAAAGGCAUCGAGGAGCUCUUCCUGGAUCUGUGUAAACGAAUGAUGGAAACGGCUCAGCAGGAAGAGAGGGCAAAGGGUAACGGAGCCAGCCAAUCAGCAUCCAGUAGGCGGGGCGUACAGAUCGUUGACGAUGAGCCACAGGCCACGCCUGCCGGCGGGUGUUGCUCCUCCGGCUAACACACACACACACACACACACACACAUGCACGUUUAUCAGUGUCUGUCGUCCAUCCGCUCAAUAAUAACCGCUGCCUCUGUUGCAAAGGAGCAUGGGAAAUCAUUUUAAGUUUGUUUCUUCUGUGUUCCCUCCAAAAUAAAGUAACUGAAGAUUUUCUGAUUUAACUGCUCGUGCUUUUUUUAGCACUUUGAUCCUAAAAACUGUUGGAGUU
Messenger RNA from Nematolebias whitei (Rio pearlfish), 1192 nucleotides. It is a transcript of the gene rab21, whose product is annotated as RAB21, member RAS oncogene family. The transcript has 7 exons. Bases 321 to 980 code for a protein of 219 amino acids. Gene Ontology annotation, molecular function: GTP binding; GTPase activity. The record is from RefSeq and is a predicted model, not a curated record. Gene Ontology annotation, biological process: Rab protein signal transduction. NCBI's taxonomy places the organism in Eukaryota, Metazoa, Chordata, Actinopteri, Cyprinodontiformes, Rivulidae.